AAGGCACAUCUGUAGUGCAUCUGUGGUGCGAUGGGGACCAUUUGAUACGUGCCGGGUGUUACUUGCGAAGAUACUGUUGGUUUCCAAUAUACGGCGUGCGUUAAAGCCAUUAACCGUUCCAGCUUUGGCCGAGGGAGUGCAGUGCGUCUGUUGCAGAUAUCCACGCGUUGAAUCUUGCUGUGGAUAGCAGUUGCAUAGGCAACAAGCCAUGUCUGAUAAAAGUAAAAGGAUCAUCGAAAUUGCCAGUCUUCCUGGCAAUGAAAAAUGUGCUGACUGUAAGGGGCCAAAUGUGGAGUACGCGUCGCACAACCUGGGCGUGUUCCUGUGCACGCGCUGCGUGGCUGUGCACCGGCAGAUGGGCACGCACAUAUCGCAGACCAAACACCUCAAGCACGACAGGUGGACAGACGACGGCCAGCUGGCGUUCAUGGCCGAGAACGGCAACACGCUGGUGAACGCCCACUACGAGCAGCACGUGCCUGACUGCUACCGCCGGCCGGACUGCCUCGCGCCCAACGUGCUGCUGGAGCAGUUCAUCCGCGCCAAGUACGAGCGGAUGGAGUUCGUCUACCCGGACCGCCAGGUGGCCUACACCACCUCCACCAAGACCGGCUCGCUGUUCAAGCGUGGCCGCGACAGCUCCAAGUUCGAGAUCCGCACUUUCGUGCUCUCGGAGUCGCAGAACGUGCUCUCGUACCACGUCAAGGCGGGCAAGGACCCCAAGCUGACGAUGAUGCUGAACUCGCUGAACGUGGCGUUCGUGCCGGACAAGGUCGGCCACCCGAACGGCAUGCAGAUCACAUACGUCUCGGACGGGAGCAUCCGACAUAUCUACGUGUACCAUAAUGACGGCCAGACGGUGGUGGAUUGGUACAACGCCAUACGGAAUGCCAAGCUCAACAAUCUGCUGGUGGCCUUCCCCGGCACGUCGGUGGCCGAGCUGCGGUCGGGCCUGACGCACGACUUCGCCCUGGAGGGCUGGCUGUACAAGAUCGGGCCGCGCGCCGGCGACCAGUACCGGCGCCGCUGGUUCACGCUGGACGGCCGCAAGCUGAUGUACCACGACGGACCGCUGGACCCGGUGCCCAAGGGCGCCAUCCCCAUCGGCGACAGCAGCGACUACAUGGUGCGACUGAACGUGCCGCCCGGCUCCAAGGACCACGGCUUCUCCUUCACCCUGCGCACGCCGGAGCGGACGUACCUGUUCUCGGCGCAGUCGGACGAGGAGCGCCGAGCCUGGAUGGGCGUGCUGAACGGCCUGCUGGAGCAGCCGCGCACGCCGCAGGACUGCGCCUUGGCUGCCUGCCUCCGGAGGAAACAGAGCGGCAGCCGUCGCGGCCUGAGCCGCAGCACGGCCGAUGGUCUGGACACGCUGGCAGGCCGCACGGCGAGCAGCGCCACCCCCGACGGUCGGCUGUCUGCUCUGGGCCUCUCCAAAUCCGCCAGCGACCUGUCCCGCACGUGAUCGGCGGGCCCCGGGCCUCUCCAAGUCCGUCAGUGGUUUGUCCCGCACGUGAUCGGCGGGCCCCGGUCUUCUCCAACUCGUCAACACAAUGCACCGUUCGCCGCCUUGAUCUCUCUUCAGGCGUCAGCCAGCUCCACGUGAGGUUGCUCCGGUCAGUGCGAUAAAGGCUUCCUUCGGUGGAC
This is a messenger RNA of Pollicipes pollicipes, 1647 nucleotides long. RefSeq names its product arf-GAP with dual PH domain-containing protein 1. NCBI's taxonomy places the organism in Eukaryota, Metazoa, Arthropoda, Thecostraca, Pollicipedomorpha, Pollicipedidae. The record is from RefSeq and is a predicted model, not a curated record. Bases 209 to 1465 code for a protein of 418 amino acids. Gene Ontology annotation, biological process: positive regulation of GTPase activity. Gene Ontology annotation, cellular component: intracellular membrane-bounded organelle; plasma membrane; cytoplasm. The transcript is spliced from 11 exons. Gene Ontology annotation, molecular function: phosphatidylinositol-3,4,5-trisphosphate binding; phosphatidylinositol bisphosphate binding; GTPase activator activity.